This is a messenger RNA of Anguilla rostrata (American eel), 3351 nucleotides long. It is a transcript of the gene moxd1, whose product is annotated as monooxygenase, DBH-like 1. The record is from RefSeq and is a predicted model, not a curated record. Gene Ontology annotation, cellular component: secretory granule membrane. Lineage: Eukaryota; Metazoa; Chordata; Actinopteri; Anguilliformes; Anguillidae. The transcript has 12 exons. Gene Ontology annotation, molecular function: copper ion binding; dopamine beta-monooxygenase activity. Gene Ontology annotation, biological process: octopamine biosynthetic process; dopamine catabolic process; norepinephrine biosynthetic process. The coding region runs from base 371 to 2236 and encodes 621 amino acids.
UUUCUGAAAAUGGAGCAGGGUUAUAUUUUUUAUAUUUGUUAAUAAUCUUUAUUUCAGUAAAAAAAAAAACAUAUGAAAUUGCUGCCAAAGCAUGCACUACAGAACAGAAGGGAAUUCUAAAGCACAUCGUAUUUUCAAACGAACAUCUGACUAAAGAGUGGGACGUGUCUUUACAGAUCAAAGAGCGCUAACACAAGUUUCGACAGUUUCAAUGGAUGCAUAAUGAGAGUGUGCUUCUGCGGCUGCCUAUGCUUGGUUGGAUAAUUUGCUUUCAAUACAGAUUGGCAAACAAACACUCUUUCAGUAGGGACCAGCUAUCCAACUAGAACGAGGUUUCGGAAGCUUUUAUUCAUCCGAUGAAACUACAUGUAUGAAAACGUACAAUAUGCCUAGCAGUCGAGUGUACUUCUGUACUCUGGUGAUUUUCUUUGGAACUUUAAGAUAUUGCGAGGUGUUUUCUACAAGGACAGGGUUCAGACAUUCAACAAUGUUGGAUGCGCAUGGCAAAUACAGACUGAGAUGGAGAUCCGACGAAAGUACGAUAACUUUUGAAGCUGAAGUCGAAACAAAGGGAUAUAUAGGAUUUGGUUUGUCUCCCAGUGGAGCUAUGGCGUUAUCAGAUAUUGUAAUUGGAGGCGUCGAGAAAGGGAAACCCUAUCUGCAGGAUUAUUUUGCAGAUCCCGACAGGAAGGUUCACAGAGAUGUAGAGCAGAACUAUAAGCUGGAAUAUGGAAUGGAAAAUCAUACACACACUGUCCUGGCUUUCAGCAGAGCCCUCCAUACUUGUGACAAAAGUGACAAAGACAUCACGGAGAACACAGUGAGGGUGAUAUGGGCCUACCACAGUGACGAUGUUGGACCUUCUGGACCAAAAUACCAUGGUGUGAACAGGGGGAGGAAGAGCCUACGGUUGCUCAACCCCACGAGUCCUGUUAACAUCCCCUCUGAGACUCCCUUUUUCGACUUAAAGAAUUUAAACGUGCCAGUUCCUUCUAAGGACACAACCUAUUGGUGUCAGUUGUUUAGAAUCCCAGAGGUUCCGAGGAAACACCACAUUAUUAGAAUCCAGCCAUUGAUCCAGACGGGCCAUGAAAACCUGGUACACCACAUUUUGUUGUAUCAGUGUGACAGCAAGUUAAAUGAGAGUGAGCUCGAUUCUGGACAUGAAUGUUACCACCCCAACAUGCCAGACUCCUUCCUGACCUGCGAGACUGUGGUCUUUGCCUGGGCCAUUGGAGGAGAGGGAUUGACCUACCCUCAGCAUGUUGGCCUUUCCAUUGGUACCUCAAUAGAUCCAGUCUAUGUCCUGAUGGAAAUCCACUAUGACAACCCUACCUUUCAACAAGGAGUGAUGGACAACUCGGGCCUCAGGCUCUUCUACAGCCCUGAGCUGAGGCGGUACGAUGCUGGAGUGAUUGAGACAGGCGUCUGGGUCAGCUUGUACCACAUGCUCCCACCGGGCCUUCACGAAUAUAUGUCUGAAGGGCACUGCACCCAGGAGUGUCUCCAGGAGUCCCUGGGCCACGAAAUGCCGAGUGGGAUCAGAGUGUUUGCGGUCCUGAUGCACUCCCACUUGGCUGGCCGCGCCAUAAGAACCAGACAUUUCCGGGACGGGGAGGAGCUGCAGCCCCUGGCGCAGGAUGAAGACUUUGACUUUAACUUCCAGGAGUUCCAGUACCUCAAAGAAGAGAGGCUGCUGUUACCUGGAGACAACCUGAUCACUGAGUGCAAGUAUAGUACAAAAGGCAGGCGUAAUAUGACCUGGGGUGGUUUGAGCACUAGGGAUGAGAUGUGUCUAUCCUACUUGCUUUACUAUCCACGAAUCAACCUAGCUAGGUGCGAGAGCCUCCCAGAAAUCACUAGGCAACUGAAGUUCAUUGGAGUCAAAGAAAUCCAAGUUCCAGUCACGACCUGGCCAUUUAUAAUCAAAAGCCCCAGGAAGUACAGCAAUCUCACCUUCACGGAGGCCAUGGACAAGUUCAAGUGGUCAAAGAGGAGGGGGAGGGCCUUCAACGAGAUGGUGCUGCAGUUACCGGUGAACGUGCGUUGUUCAAAGUGGAAUCAGGAGGAGUGGUCGAUCCAGGGUGUGAUCGUGCCUCCCCCUGAGAUUAAAUCUGAAGCAGCACCCCCCCUCACCCCUUGCAGCACAGCCCCAGAGUUUCACGGAGGAGGGGCAGUUCUCACCACCCUGUGUUUUGCCUUCUCGGUCAGCACCUGGAUCUCUCUCUGGCUCUAGCCUCGCCACAUUUCCCACAGACUCUGAGGAAGCUGAGGCCACCGGCUAAGCAUUAGCUAUGAUUAAAGCAAUAUGGGGAAAGGUUUGAUAGUCAACAUACUAAUAAAGUGUUCCGUCCUUCUCUUGAGAUCUCUGAGAAAGAAAGGGAAAAGGAGUGGCCCAGCUGUUGGAACAUGAUUUCCAUCAUUCAGCUAAAGGAUUUAAUUGAGUUUGAAGUGGUGGCUUAGCACACCUGAUCACAUCUGCCCAGGAGUUGUCCUCGUGUACAGCCUUGCAUCUGCGAAGCCACAAAGCAUCAGAGCUCAAUGUAAAUACAAGCCUUGAGCAAAACAUGUUCAGUUCCGUCCUUUCAUAAAAGUUCCCUUCAAGUGGCAUUCUAGUUUUUACAGGAACACUGAUGGAUACGUAUCCAGAAUGCAGUUACUAGACCAACAGCUCAGCCAUUUCACUAAGCAGAAGACAACUAAAAGACACCUGAAAAUAGCUAGACUGGUCCCAAUAUGUUAAAGUCAGUGGUCAGUAAAGGUGAGUAGUAGUAAACUUUGAAUCAAGAUGAAGUUGUAAUGUAUGUGAAUGGUCCCUGUAUUGAUGCUGGUAUGUUUCUAAAAUAGGUGGCUUCGUAUAAUGUACAUCCAUAUAGGGUGCCCUAUUUUGUAGAAAAGGGCAAAAAUUCAAUUUAGCUCAUCAAACAAUCUCAUAACUGUGCACAGACACAUUUUACAGCCAGUGACUGGUCCUGAAACAGUGUACUGCUGUCUUCAUGAUGAGGGCAGGAUGAGGAUCUGGACCUUCAUUAAAAUGGUCAAAAUGAAAUUAAACUGAAUAAGUGUUUAAGUCAAUUCAAUUAAAAUAAAAACAGAACCGUUGUAUGUUUCUAUCAAGGUUAUUUCUGCACAUUUUGUAAGAUUUAUUUAUCCACAUUGGCUGAAUAGUGGUGACCUAUGCUAAAGCAAAACAUUUAUUUGUAUGUAAAAUUAAAAUAUAUAUAAUUUUUCCUGUGUUACACAUGACAAUAAAUGUUUUAUUUCUUGAAGAUUUAUACAGGUAUAUGCCAAUAAGUGUUUUAUUUCUUGAGAGAUUUCAGUAGUUUUUCUUUUAAUAAAAUGUUUACUCUU